UCAGCCAGAAAUCAGUCGUCAGCUAGUGGCCGAAGUGUCAGUUACACACAUCGAGAGUUCCCAAACCGCGUUGCGUCGGAGACCGAUCAGAUCACAUCCAGAUCCAGAUCCAGAUCCCAUAACGUAUCCGAAAAACAUAAUCAUAGUGUUGAAAGCCCCCAAAACAUAGACUGAUCUAAAAAGUGCUUGCGGUAACAGACGAAGUGAGAAAACGUGCAGCAGAAACGAUCGCGAAUCGCUGCAAUUAAAAAGUCGUCAUAAAACGCAGUGCCCAGCCAAAUAGCAAAACAACAACAAGAACAACAACAACAACAACAGCAGCAAAAAAAACAAGAAGAUGAACCAGACAUGCAAAGUGUGCGGCGAGCCGGCGGCGGGCUUCCAUUUUGGCGCCUUCACCUGUGAGGGUUGCAAGUCCUUCUUUGGCCGAUCGUACAACAACAUCAGCACUAUUAGCGAGUGCAAGAACGAGGGCAAGUGCAUCAUCGACAAGAAGAACCGCACCACCUGCAAGGCGUGCCGCUUGAGGAAGUGCUAUAACGUGGGCAUGUCGAAGGGAGGCUCCCGCUACGGUCGCCGCUCCAACUGGUUCAAGAUCCACUGUCUGCUGCAGGAGCACGAACAGGCGGCAGCGGCUGCCGGCAAGGUGCCCCCCUCGGCGGGUGGUGUCUCGGUGGGUGGUGGUCCGUCGGCUUCCUCGCCCGUGGGCUCACCUCACACCCCCGGCUUUGGGGACAUGGCCGCCCAUCUGCACCACCACCAUCAGCAGCAGCAGCAGCAGCAGCAGCAGCAGCAGCAGCAUGUGCAGCGCCAUCCACACAUGCCCCUGAUGGGCUAUCCCAGCUAUCUGCCCGAUCCCGCUGCCGCCCUGCCCUUCUUCAGCAUGAUGGGGGGCGUGGCCCCGCACCAGUCGCCCUUCCAGCUGCCCCCGCACUUGCUCUUCCCCGGCUACCAUGCCAGUGCCGCCGCAGCAGCCGCCUCGGCCGCGGAUGCCGCCUAUCGCCAGGAGAUGUACAAGCACCGCCAGAGCGUGGACUCUGUGGAGUCGCAGCAUCGCUUCAGUCCCGCCAGCCAGACGAUGCCGCCGGUGCAGCCCAGCCCCUCGGCCCGCCAGUCGCCCAUCGACGUCUGCCUGGAGGAGGAUGUCCAGUCGGUGCACAGCCAUCAGUCGUCCGCCAGCCUGCUGCAUCCCAUUGCCAUCCGCGCCACGCCCACCAGCAGCCCCCUGAGUUUUGUGGCCAAGAUGCAGAGUCUGUCGCCGGUGUCGGUGUGCUCCAUUGGUGGCGAGACCACCAGCGCUGCCCCAGUGCAACCGGCAUCCACAGUCACCGCCACAGCCCAGGAAGGACCCAUGGAUCUGAGCAUGAAGACAUCGCGCAGCUCGGUGCACAGCUUCAACGACAGCGGCUCCGAGGAUCAGGAGCUGGAGGUGGCUCCACGGCGCAAGUUCUACCAGCUGGAGGCCGAGUGCCUGACCACCACCAGCAGCAGCAGCAGUUCCUCCCACUCCGCCCACACCGCCAACACCACCGCCGCCGCCCAUGCAGAGGUCAAGCGGCAGAAGUUGGCCGGUUCGGAGGCCACCCACUUUGGUGGCUUUGCGGUAGCCCACAAUGCGGCCAGUGCCAUGAGGGGCAUUUUUGUGUGUGUCUAAGGAGACGUGACCGCCAUCCAGUUCCAACUCCAGAGCAGAGCUUCAACCACAGUGGCUCCGAGCAUCAGGAGCACCACCACCCAUGUGGAGGUCAAGCGGCAGAAGUUAGGCGGUGCGGAGGCACUUUCGUGUGUGUCCAAGUACACGGCGAAAAACUCCAAGUGGGAGGAGCCGCCCUCGUUGUUUUUUUUUUUUGUUACUUAAAAGAAAAUGUAAAUUUUUUCUCGUGUGCUCGCUCUCACACUUUGAGGAGGUGAAAGAGACAGGGACAGACAGGUUUCGCUGGAAAGAGACAGCUAGACCAGGUAGUUGCAUUGCACUCGCACUCGCACCCUUGCAUACACACACCAACACGUACACACACACACACACUCACACACUCAACUAUUGAGCUCAGAUCCAAAAAUUAUUAUUAUAAAAAACGUUGAAAUUGUAAAUAUAUCUUCGAGCUUGUUUGCAAUCGCAUUUUAAAGUUAGCCAGCGGAAGUGCUGUAGAAGUAGUUACCAUUCCCACCCUCGAAUCGCUAUUGUACAUACCAAUUGUUAAGUAUAAGCAUGAUCUUAAUUGUGUUUAAGUAUUUUAUUAUAUUUUAGUCCUAGUUACCCUACGUCUAUAGAUUGGCUUUUAGAUUUAUACAAUUGAAAAUAAAAACUAUUAAAAAUUAA
Molecule: messenger RNA, 2320 nt
Organism: Drosophila elegans
Lineage: Eukaryota; Metazoa; Arthropoda; Insecta; Diptera; Drosophilidae
Gene: kni
Product: zygotic gap protein knirps
Exons: 3
Coding region: 338-1654 (438 amino acids)
Biological process (GO): regulation of DNA-templated transcription
Molecular function (GO): zinc ion binding; DNA-binding transcription factor activity; sequence-specific DNA binding
Source: RefSeq, a predicted model, not a curated record